CGGCGCGUUACAUCGUCAUAUGGCACAAUUCAUGGCUGUCAGAAUGAGAAAUGCGCACAUACAAGAGGGCUUUUCCCUCGGAGCGACACUACAGUUAUUGGCUUGCCAGCGACCAGAACAAUCGUGCUGCUGGCAAAAUGAAGGCAUCAGCUAGAAUAGUAGCAAACAUGACAAUACCUCAGUCUGCCAAGCUUUCCCUGGUUCGCGCCUUUUCCUUGUUAGCACAUCCGCUCCGAUCACCCCCAACGACAUACCCUCGUCGAGUGCAGCUUUGGACGAACGUUGACGUUUUGACUCCUUCAAUGGCCACACCAAUUCAUCCAUCCAUCUGUGUCAGUACGCAUGUGGCCUGCUUCAGUCGGUGGUGGCGCAAGUCGCCCAGCCGCAUCCACCUCGCUGUACGUCGGCUCACCAGAACGAUGUCGUCGAUUGGCACGAGUGGGACGACGAAGCAAUUGCAAAAGCUCGAGCGAAACACAAUCUCAUCUUUAUUUCGUCUGGCUACGCUGCUUGCCAUGUCAUACAGAACGGCAGCUUCCAAGAUGAGGGUAUUGCGCAGCAGCUUAGCAACGCCGGCGUUGUCUCGAUCAAACUCUAACGGGAGGAGCGGCCUGAUGUUGAUGCCAAACUCAUGGCUGCCUGCGUCGCCAUGGUGGACCGCAGCGGCUGGCCACUCACCGCUUUCCUGACGCAUCAAACGGGCGGCAUGGUCUUUGCUUGCACCUUUCCCCGUGAAGCCUUCUCUCAGCGGCUCCGCAAUUUUGAGCAGCUAUGGGUAGCCUCGCCGGAAGAAGUCGUAGAUGGGGUGUGCAACAUCCCUAUACAGCGCGACGCCAGUAACCGCACAGAACGCAAUCAGGCAUUGAAAAUCAUUCACUCACUCGGCGUCGUUCGUUGAGCAGUUGUGCGACGCCUUGGCGACUUUGACGAGCAGCAUGGUGGCUUCCGGCCCGCUACAAAGGGUUCAAGCGUUUCGCCCACGCACUAUGUUCAUCACUUUGCGGUCACAGCGUUGUUUGCAGCUAGUAAGCAGAAGCCAUCCGAGAUAGAAACAUGGUGAAAUAUGGCUCUCAGAGCAGUCUAUGCCUCCUGUUUCACCCUUGUCAAACAAUAUCGAGGCGACAUCACGU
This is a messenger RNA of Tilletiaria anomala UBC 951, 1130 nucleotides long. RefSeq lists its product as uncharacterized. The coding region runs from base 51 to 689 and encodes 212 amino acids. NCBI's taxonomy places the organism in Eukaryota, Fungi, Basidiomycota, Exobasidiomycetes, Georgefischeriales, Tilletiariaceae. The record is from RefSeq and is a predicted model, not a curated record. The transcript has a single exon.